UCGUACACUUCAACCAACAGCUAGCCGCACAUCUUCUAGUUCAGCGGACAUAGAGCCACCCAGCCACUCAGCAAGCCAACAGUAUGGAUUCUUACCUAACCGAAAUCAAACAAAUGCGGAUACCUCGCCCGAAAUAUGAACCCAACGGUAGUCCGCCAAACAACUGGCAUCGACUGGUACGCCCAUACACACCGCCGCGCGACUACCAUUUGCCAAUCAAUGAUAUAAUCACCACUACGAGCACAUUGCCACCAAAUCGCAGCUGCCAAGGUGGAGCGGAGGAGUUUCGACCGACAUUGCAUGAAAAAAUGUGAGCCGCACGAGUUUACUCCUCCACAAUGACACCGCUAUAUACAAUAUAGAUAAAUGCAGACAUACAUAUUCAACCAAACGCAGUGGUAACGAAAAACGGAUUUAAUCUCAAUGUUUUUUUCAUUGAUUUAAUUAAUGAAAUCAAUUGGGGAAAUAUGAAGAAUGCCAAGUGAAGCAGUUAAACGUAANUGAACU
Messenger RNA from Rhagoletis zephyria (snowberry fruit fly), 507 nucleotides. RefSeq lists its product as uncharacterized. NCBI's taxonomy places the organism in Eukaryota, Metazoa, Arthropoda, Insecta, Diptera, Tephritidae. The record is from RefSeq and is a predicted model, not a curated record.